Molecule: messenger RNA, 2831 nt
Organism: Dimorphilus gyrociliatus
Lineage: Eukaryota; Metazoa; Annelida; Polychaeta; Dinophilidae
Source: the annotation of a GenBank genome assembly
UUUUGUUCAUUGAAGCAGUACGAGAUAGUUGGAAAUAGAAUGCUGAUAGUAACGAAGCUGUUCUUAACUAUCCUACCAAUUACAUCAAGUAGUUUAUUUCAAAAUCUUCAAUUAACAACCUUUCCUCAACCAUCAAGAUAUGCUUCAUCAGUUCCAAUCAAUUUUGUGGAGUUUUUCCUUGAGUUCCAUAUGUAUCAUUUAGGAUUUAAUAUUAAAGAUUUAAGUAUUAAUUGCUCGCUUUCCUUUCAUGAACUUGCACAAUCAACAAAUGAUACUUAUAUAUUUAACAUUUCUAACGAAAUACAACUAAAUAAUUACAAGGAAUGUGAGAGGACGUUAGUUGAGCUAAAAACAUAUGGAAUGGCGGCAAUAUUUAUUAUUAAUAAAGAAAUGGAAAAUCUUGCCAGAACUGCAUUUGAAAAAGUUAACCCAAGCAUAACAAUACCAUUUGUUUUAUUGAAAGCCUAUGGGAAAACUUUUCAUUAUUAUGAUAAAAUCAUGAUUUUUUCAACCGUCAAUAAUAAUCAAACAUUUUUAGAUAGUACAGAACAUAAUUUAGCUGAAAAUUCAUCUUUUAAAGUAGAUGGUGUCGACUCUAACAGUUUAAUAUUACAAAGUCUUGAAAAUGCUUCUGAUAAAAAUAUUGAGACGUGUUCGCUUCCAAUAAACCAGCCCUGGAUAUUUUCAAUAAAGAUUUCCGGUUUUCGUAUAAGGAUCAAUAAUGUCCUGAUAGAGUUUAGUCUGAACAUUACUGAUUAUUCAAGUUGGUCUGCCGUUAAUAUAUUUGCCGAUGGUCGACAGGAAAACUGUACAAUCGAGUCAACUGGAUUAAAGACGAUUGUUUAUUAUUGUCCUGAAUUUGCAUCAGAAGCGGAUGAUUAUAUUCUAUUUUUGGAAAACAAACAUUCUAUUUGCGAAUUUAAAGCAACUUCGUAUAAUUUAGCUUUAGAUGCAAAAUUUAAGAAUUCUGAUAAGGAACUAAUAUCAACUUUAAAUGACCUUCAAAACAACUCCCUAUCAACAUGUACCCGUAUGGAACAAUCCUCAUUUUUAUAUAUAGAUUUUCCUACAUUCUACUCCAUAGAAAUCACUUGCUUAUUUAUACGCGAAAUUACUUCCGCUUCCGGAAAAUUUCAUAUACAAUUAUCCUUUUUAACUUUUCAAACAAAAUAUUGUCAACUAGCUAGAAAUAUUAGUAGUACCAUUGACUUUUGGAUGAAAAUUCCAUGCCCGUUUGAAGAUAAAUCAUUAAAGAUUGAGAAUAUGGGAGUCGAAUUUCUUUUGGACGAGAUUGAAUUUUAUAGUAGGAAUAAAACAUACGUUGCUCCCGAUUUUGAUCUCGGUACUACGACCAAUCUUGUGUUAAAUGGUUUUUCGGAAUGGAUUGCUGGAGAUGUUGGCGACGAUUCAUAUCUUUUAAAUGAUAAUCUUAACGAUACAUGUAAUAGCAUUACUAAUAUAAAUAAAGAUGAAAUAUUAUGGUACACGUUCUUUUGGAGAGAAAGCGCUAUAAGGGCUUUUCUAAUAAGAAUUAAAGAGACUAUAUUGUCGGAUGAAAUAAUUACAUUGAAAUUUACAUCUUUAAAUGAUCAAGUUACUAUAAAAGAAAUAAAUUUGUUUAAACCUAAUAAUACUGCCGAUUAUAAUGCUGACAAAGCGAGAACGAAAGAUUUUAAUUGGAAUCCUAUUUAUCCUUGUUUAUCUUCAGAUUUAUUGGUCAAUUGGGGAAGCAAGCAGCUUACUUACUUCUCACCUUUAAUAGAGCUUGUAUUUGAUAAAUUUAAAAGUAUAUUUGAAAUUUAUCAAAUUAGAUUUACUGCUCCAACUGAACAGAAUUCAAUAGAGAUAUCCAGUUACUAUAAACAACACUAUGCAUUUUUGAAUACAAUAAUUCCAUUUACAAUGGAUUUUAGCAAAAUACACUUUCCUAGAAAUACCGAAAAGAGAGUAUGCCAAUCUGAUAUUAAAGUGAAGAGAGGGAAUAAUUUAAUCAAUUGUACAAAUGGCCAUGUUGGGAGCGAAAUUGUGUUUUCUAGUCUUAUUGAAAAUAUUGCUAAAAUAGAAAUAUGUGAAAUUGCUAUAUGGGCAAAGAAAAUCAUUUAUCAACCUUCCUUUCUUUUAAAACUUGUAGAAAAUUCAAAAGCAAACAAAUUGAUUGAUUUGGAUGGACCUUCAAGGCUAACGGGAAUUACGAUUAUUCCCUCAAAUGGUUUCUUAAAUAAUUAUAUUAGUGAUUUCUUAUUUAACUCUUUUCUAUUUUAGUCAUCAAUGAAAGUUUCUCAGUUGUUGGUAUACAGUUUAAAGAUUCCAAAAGGAGAGUUCAAGAGAGAAAAACGAUUCUGGAAUAUGAUCCUAACAUAUAUGGACCGUUAGUAAAUAAUAUGAAAGUUAACUUGAAAGUUUCAUCGCCUUUUAUCGACUCAAUUCAAAUUAAUUCAACAACAAACGAUUCAUUAACUAUAAAGGUUCAAGGGUUUUUUCAUAAAGGAGAUCAAGCUCGAUUAAUUGCUGUUAAUAUGACUAGAAUACAAAAUACCAAUAUGCCAUCUGCAACAACUUUUAGCGCAUGCAGUAAGUUAUGCAAAGAGACGUCCACUUGUACAGGAUUUAUUUGGGAAUUUCCAAUAAAGAAACAAUGUUGGUUGGACCAUUUUUUCACGACAAGUGGUUCUUUAAAAGAGAAGAAAUAUAUAAACGAAAAUGCGGGUGCAGCAUGUCUUCUCUCUUGUCCGUUACAAAAUUCAAUGUACUUUUCAUACAGUACAUCGGUUAAUCGGUUAAAAGUUCAGUUACAAAAUGAGAAAUGCCCUUGAUUGUUUAUUAGUUAUUAA